Molecule: messenger RNA, 3186 nt
Organism: Fimicolochytrium jonesii
Lineage: Eukaryota; Fungi; Chytridiomycota; Chytridiomycetes; Spizellomycetales; Powellomycetaceae
Product: armadillo-type protein
Exons: 8
Coding region: 1-3186 (1061 amino acids)
Biological process (GO): protein import into nucleus
Cellular component (GO): nuclear envelope; cytosol
Molecular function (GO): small GTPase binding
Source: RefSeq, a predicted model, not a curated record
AUGGACGCCGGAACUCUGUAUCAACUGUUCUCCGCGACCGUCGUGGCUGACGACGCUGUCCGCAAGCCAGCCGAAGAGCAGCUGAAGAAGGUCGAAAUAGCUCCUGGGUUCUUGCCGGCCGUACUGCAAAUCCUUGGGUCGUCCGAGGCCAACGAAUCCGUUCGACAAGCUGCGGCCGUCUUUUUCAAGAACAGGUGUCAACGAGGAUGGGAUCCAAGUGGAAAGCUGGCGUUGGGAGAGGAAGACAAGGUGUCGAUUCGCCAAAACAUUCUCCCUGCGAUCGUCCACUUGCCGCACAGGCUCCGAGUGCAAUUGGUCGCUUGUCUGGGCUCCAUGCUUCAACAUGACAACAAGGCGAACAGGUGGCCGGAAUACCUGACACAGGCCAUGACGCUGGUCAAAUCGUCGGACGAGGGAGCAGUGUCCGCCGGUGUCGCUGCUGUCUUUGAGUUUGUAAAGUCCUAUCAAUGGGGCGACGAAGAGAAGCGCGCGCCCAUUCAGCCUAUUAUCCAGGAGGGGCUCCCCAUCCUGUACACGGUUGCGACGCACCUUAUCACUCUGAACACCGAGGCAGCUGGAUUCAACCUGAAGACGAUCCUGAGAAUCUACAUGUCGACCAUCCGCCUCAACUUGUCGCCAACACAGCAAAGCUCCGCCUCCCUUGUUCCCUGGGGCACCCUGUUCGUUCAAUUGGUUCAGAAGCCCAUCACCGCGGACUUUCCAGGAAUGCCUGAGGACGAGAGCGAGCGGGAGCGUCACCCUUGGUGGAAAGCCAAGAAGUGGGCAUACCACAUCCUCAACCUACUGUUCGAGAGAUACGCUAGGAAACCCGAAAAGAAAUACCAGCAGUUCUCAGCCGUGUUUAUGGAGCAUUUCGCCCCAAACAUCUUGACGGCGUACCUCCACCAAAUCGAGCUCCUUAUUGGAGGUGUCUGGCUUUCGCCCAGAGUGAAGCAGUUGAUCGCAAACUUUCUGCAGAGCAGCAUAAAGCCCAGGAGCACGUGGGCUAUCCUCAAGCCCCACCUCGAAACCAUCAUCAUGCACUUCAUUUUCCCCUUGUUAUCAUUCAGCGACGAAGAUCAGGAGCUGUGGGAGGAUGAUCCGGUCGAGUACUUGCAGAAGAAGGUGGACAACCCCAUGGACGAUUUCCGCAGCCCUGUCUCUGCCGCGGAAGCCCUCCUCUUCGAAGUCACAAAACUCAGGAACCAGCAAACGUUCGUUCCCACCGUUACCUUGAUCAACGGGAUUAUCCAGCGGUACAAUGAGAGCCCCGUUGAGACGAGAAACCCCCGCCACAAAGACGGCGCAUUGCACAUGAUGGCUUGCCUCGCCCCGUUGGCUCUGAGCCCAAAAUCGCCCAUCAAAGAUCACAUCGAGACCUUCUUGGUGCACAAUGUGAUUCCGGAGCUGAAGAGCCCGUACGGGUUCCUCCGUGCGCGAGCAUGCAACACACUGCUGACGUACGAAGACGUGGACUUUGAAAACGUGGAACACCAGCAACUGGCCUUCCGCGGCGUCCUCGACUGUCUCCGAGACUCGGAGCUUCCCGUCCGUGUCAGCGGUGCAUUGGCGCUCCGACCUUACCUCCGCGUCCCCACCAUCCACGAAGCCAUGAAGCCCCACGUGCAGGACAUCAUCCAAGCAAUGAUGUCCCUCAACAACGAGGUGGACAUGGAGAGCCUGACCGAAGUCCUCGAGAGCCUGGUCGGCGACUUUUCCUCCGAAUUGACGCCCUUCGCCGUCCAGCUCGCAUCGCAGUUGAGCGAGACGUUCCUCAGGAUGUUGGCGGAGGCCCGGGAAGUUGCCGACGAGGGCGAUUCCUAUGAUAUGGCUGAGGCGUUUGAUGAGAAGACGGCUGCUGCGCAGGGUGUGAUGCGCACGCUGUGCACUUUGGUGCUUGCAAUGGAGGCGUCGCAGCAGAUUUUGAGCGAGUUGGAGGUUAUCAUUGCGCCGUCGUUGUCGUUUGUGCUGAGUAAUCACCUUGCUGACUUAUAUCAAGAAGUAUUCGAAGUAAUCGAAACCCUCACCUAUUGCGCCAAAAAGAUUUCCCCAACAAUGUGGCAAAUCUGGACUGUCCUCUAUGGUGCCUACAAAGCCGACGCGUCCGACUACCUCGAGGAGAUGGCCAACACCCUCGAGAACUACAUUGCGUUCGGGUCCGAGGUGUUUGCAACCAGCCAGGAGCUCCAGGCGCAGAUAUUUGAGAUUAUCCACAACACUUUGGGUGCGAAUGAUUUGAAUUACUCGAAUACGACUAGGGCGAGGGCUUGUGAUUUGAUUGAGCUGCUGUUGUUGCAUUUGCCUGGUCACGUUGAUGCGAUGGUACCUCAAUUCAUCGACCUCAUCCUUCCCUACCUCGCCCCCAACAAAGCCAAAAAAGCGCCUUACCGAGUCCGCUGCCUCGAAGUCAUCAUCAACGCGCUCUACUACAACCCCGGCGCGACACUCGAGCUGCUCGAGCAGCGCAACGCCACCACCGCCUUUUUCAUGAAGUGGUUCACGGACCUCCCUGAGUUCCGCCGUGUGCAUGAUAAGAAGCUGUGCGUAUUGGCGCUUUCGGCGGUGUUGGAGCUGCCUGUGCAGCAGUUGCCGGCGUCGUUGCAGGGGCAGGCGUGGACGGAGAUGUUGAAUGGUGUUUUCAAGGUUUUUGAGACUUUGCCUGUUGCGUUGAAAGCUCGCGAAGACGAAAAGGCCCUAUACGAAGACGGCCUCGACUCAGAAGACGAAGACGACGAGCUCGCCAGCGACGACGAGGACGAAGACCCUCUCUUCCGCCACACCGCCGACGACGCCGACGCCUUCGACGAGGACGACGAGUACCUCGACCUCCUCGACCAAAAGAACGCCGAAAAGAACCCAGACUACACCCCCAGCGCGACCGACACGCAUCUCGCAGGGCAACCUUACGUCGGCGACGGUGCGGACGACGACGACGAGGAUGAGGAUGAAUGGGAUUUGGAUGAUCUGGACGAGGAUAUAUUCCUAGAGACCCCGCUGGAUAAGAUUGACGCGUAUGUGGCGUUUGAGGGCACGAUGCAGCGGUUGGCGAAUCGGGCGGAUACGGCCGCGUUGUUGCAGCAGGGCGUGGCGGGGGCGCAGGGACUGGUGCAGGAUAUCGUGACCCGGGCUGCGGAUUUUAGGACGAAGGAGGCGGAGAAGGCUGCCGCGGAGUUGCAGAAGCAAUAG